ACACUCGAACGUCUUUAAAAGGUGAAAUAAUUCACCCGAAAAGAACCAAAACCCAUUUUGUAACAUUUCUGUCGGAUACUCUGUUAACUUUUGGUCUCUUUCAAAACUCAAAAACUGAGUUCAUUGUUUAACAAUGGCGCUAGAAGCUGUAACACAGCAACAACAAUAUCUUUACGCCUUGCUCGGAACUGCAAACUGGGACGGUGGCUCUGGCUCUGGUUCUGGUUUUGAUUAUCACAACAAUGAGGCUUUUGAAUAUCUUGAGAAUAAUCAAAAUGUAGGAGAAGCACAAGAGUAUGAGGACUACUCAAAUUGGAACUUACCACCUCCAUUAUUGGUGGAUUCACAGAAUGAUUUUAAUCAAUGGGGUCAGAAUUCUUCCACUUAUGUUUUAGACCAUAAUUUUACAAUCCCAGAUCAGCUGCUACAAUUGGAGUCUCCAGUUGAAAUGUCUAGUACAACUAGACCAAGAAGGAGAAGAACAAGAAGCAAGAAGAAUCAAGAAGAGGUUGAGAGUCAAAGAAUGACCCACAUUGCCGUCGAAAGAAAUCGUCGAAAACAGAUGAAUGAGUACCUCUCUGUCCUCCGAACUCUUAUGCCUCAAUCUUAUGUCCAAAGGGGUGAUCAAGCAUCAAUUGUUAGUGGUGCAAUCAACUAUGUGAAAGAGCUAGAGCAACAGCUGCAAUUCCUCAGUGGUCAGAAGCAUUCGAAUGAUGAAAAAUUACAAAAUGUCAUGGGUGGUGAAACUUCUCCAUUUUCUGAGUUCUUCAGCAUUCCACAGUACUCCACAACUAUGACUGCUGCUACUAGUGAAAAUGGAGGUUCUGGGAAUGAAUAUUAUAGGAACCAGCAGCUAGCAGCAACCGCUGAUAUAGAGGUGACAAUGGUGGAAAAUCAUGCAAAUCUGAAAAUAAGGUCAAAAAGGAGGCCAAGAUUGCUUCCUAGAAUAAUUUCUGGUCUUGAAAGCCUUAGGCUAAGUGUUCUUCUUCUCAAUGUUUCAAAAGUUGAUCAGUUUGUCCUCUGUUCUCUCAGUUUGAAGGUAGAAGAAGACUGCAAGUUGAGUUCAGUGGAAGACAUAGCAGCUGUUGUAAAUCAGAUUUUAGGUAGGAUUCAUGAAGAGGCUUUAUUAGCUUGAUGUAAGACUAUAUAAGAGUAUAUUGCUAAUAUCUAUGUAGAAUUAGGAAAUAUUUGACAAUUUAAUUUUGAGGUCAGCAAAUUCUCAUUG
Molecule: messenger RNA, 1225 nt
Organism: Nicotiana tabacum (common tobacco)
Lineage: Eukaryota; Viridiplantae; Streptophyta; Magnoliopsida; Solanales; Solanaceae
Product: transcription factor bHLH94
Biological process (GO): stomatal complex development; positive regulation of DNA-templated transcription; guard cell differentiation
Cellular component (GO): nucleus
Molecular function (GO): protein dimerization activity; DNA-binding transcription factor activity
Source: RefSeq, a predicted model, not a curated record